Molecule: messenger RNA, 2295 nt
Organism: Oxyura jamaicensis (ruddy duck)
Lineage: Eukaryota; Metazoa; Chordata; Aves; Anseriformes; Anatidae
Gene: TEN1
Product: TEN1 subunit of CST complex
Exons: 3
Coding region: 952-1515 (187 amino acids)
Biological process (GO): negative regulation of telomere maintenance via telomerase
Cellular component (GO): CST complex
Molecular function (GO): telomerase inhibitor activity; single-stranded DNA binding; telomeric repeat DNA binding
Source: RefSeq, a predicted model, not a curated record
CUGCUGUAUCUUGGCUAUGCAUUCACUUGUGAAUUUGGUAACAGAUUGAGCGUGCACAUAACAUGCUGCAUCUGCAGCCAGGCAUUUAAUAAUGAGCCAUUUAAUUAAUCCAUUAAGUGCCCAUAUAGCAUACUGCAUCUGGACAGGGCACACAUUACGUAGUGCCUUGGAUAGUGCAUCAAGUGUGCAGAUAAUGUGCUGCACUUGGAGCCAAGCAUGCAUUAAAUGCGCACGUAACGUGCUGCUGCGCAGUGCGUGCAGGAUCGCCCUGGGUUUGGUGGCCUCCCACAGCUGGUCUACGGGAUGGCAGCGGGGUGUUUUGAGAGGUUACAGCCCCCUGAGCAACGCACGGGGUGGGGAAGAGGCACCGAGUGUUAAAGCUGUGGGGUUGCAGCUCAGCGCGUCCCUGCUGCUGUGGAAUCAGUACUGGGGUCCCCCAGCCCCUUGGGAGGCAUCACUUGUCUGGUUUGCAGGGGGUGUGGGCAACAACUGGUGUCUUCCCCCAGUGGGGCAGGAAACCAGAGAGAAAAGCAUUAAAUGGAACACAGAAACCUGCCAAACCCAGAGACUCUGCAAGGGAGAAAGCAGAGAAAAUGCCAAAAGAAACCACUAUGGGGCACAGCCACGUGCCUGCUCAUGGCACAAAAUUGUUCUCUGCCUGCAGGAUCAGCCAGUGCCAGAAUUUCCUAUUCUGCAGCAUGAGAAGACUCAGAACUAUCCCUUAAUUCUUGUCGCAUGGCACCCUGUCACCACAGCAGCCCGCAUUUGCAUCCUUCACACUCCCUGAACGUCUCAAUCCCUACUUUCCUUCACUCACCAUUUUUUCCACUUCCUUAAUCUUUAUCAACUCAUGUGAAAUGGGGGGGGAAACCCAGGGGAAACCUGGGGGAUCUGGUGGGCUGCCUGUUGCUGUCCCUGUUGGAUUGUGGUGGGCGAAGGCAGUCACCCUCUAUGCCAGGGGAGGAUGCCGCACGCAGGACUCAGCAGGGAAGCUCGGCAGCUCUUGCAGCCCCCUGGCUGGGGGGUAAUUGGCACAGAAAGAGUUUUAGGGCAAUCUCACCUAGCACUAGGUCAUGCUCAGGUUGGCAGGAGCUCAGAUCUGCUUCACUACAGGCCCAGCGGUGGUUGCGUGAGAUGCUGCCAAGUGCUGGAGUCUACUACUUGCCAUGGGAGAUCAACAGCUCCGUCCCAGAGGGGGAGGCUCUGAGGACGUUUGGCAGGUUAUGCUGCUACGACCUGGCCCGCUCCGAAGCCGUCCUCAGUGCUCAGCACAGCGCAGCCCAGCACCGCGUCUGCGUGGACACCCGACUGGUGGAACCGUUUGAAGCCCAGCUGGGAUCUCUCUACAUGGUCCUAGGAGAGGCUGAACACAGGGAAGGUGAGAAUCCCGUGAUAAAAGCCCGGAUACUGACCUGCGUGGAAGGGAUGAACGCGCCCUUGCUGGAACGGGCCAUACAGGAGCAGAGGAAGUACUUCAGCGAGCGGCAGCAGCAGAUGGGAACGGACGCAUCCUGACGGCAGCUCCGAGCCAUGCCAUGUGCUGGUCCCCACCACGGCCACCUGGUAGCACUGCCAUUUGCAACAAACAUCUUGAAAGUGUUUUUAGAAGCUGGGAUCGAAACAACUGUUUUUUUGCCAUGGCAGAGAGAAGUCAGUAAGCAGGGGAACAUGUGAAGACUGUGAAUCAGUAUGUAGUUGCGGAGCUGCCAGCCUGUGCCAGGUGUCAUCACUGAAAAUAGCUCUGGGAGGCAGGUUUGUUGUUUAAGAGGGUGGGUAAGGAAUGAGCAUGUGAUUUACAACAGUCCUUUUGUAACACAGGGCUUAGAGAAGUCAGAAAAAGGCAAAGUAUAUGAAACUGGAGUUAAACACCUGUGCACACCCACACACACACUACCAAGGUGCAGCAGAUAGAAGGUAAAGGGCAUUAGUGCAAAGUUCAUUAACCCUGCAUGGCUGUGGGUCCAUGAGCACACACGUGUGUUGGGUUGCAGUGACUCAGCUGCCAGAGGAGCGUUCCUGGCAAAACACUCAGGUCUGGACUGAACAACAAAGGAAGAAGAAGGGCAAGGAGUCACUAUUUUCAAUAGCACUUACCUCUACAGAGGUUCAGGAGCUCAUGUUCAAGGCAGGUUGUUGACUUUAGCUCUAAAAUAAAUAUUUGCAGUGCCUGGAGAACCACCACUUUACUUUCUUCCUUGACACAAUUAAGUUUAGGAAACCUUAAACCACUAAUUUUGGAAGCAUCUAAAGGUUUUGAUUGAUAUGUUCUUAAAUAAAGAUGAAAAGAGAAUGUGA